AUGGCGCGCAGUAGUGUGACAGGAAUGCUGCCUGAAGAUCAUAGCGAAAUGAGCGAGAAGCGGUUUCUCAGAGUCGGCGACAAGAUACACGAAGACCCUCGCACUGAGGAAAGAGUGAACGUGGACCUUUUUCUUCGGGAUAUUGACCUUUCAAUCAAAGAAGCGGCCAAGUGGAAGGCCCAAUUUAUAACGUGGAAGGUGCUGGGGAAAACUUCGUUUACAUUUACAUUCAAGAUCACUAGCCGACUGCGUCCUCAGCACCCCCAUGUCCUCCAAUCGUCUCCGCCUCACCUGGUCCGAGAAGGUAGCCAUCCUCAAGAAGGCUGCUCGCUCACCUAGUCUGUCGUAAAAUGAGCUAGCUGAGUGGGCGGUUGAAGAGUUUGGGCUUCCAACGGCCCCUGGCAAAACGACAAAAUACCGCAUACUUAAAUCAAGUGCUGUGCUGCGCGGACGGCCUGUGGAGAAGGCUGUACGAUCUAAAGUUAGCGCUUUCACGAUUCAGCAGUGCUGCUGAAUCAGCACUGCUGGAAUAUCACUUUGGUCUCUUUCAAAAGUCGAAUCUUCAAUUUAUCCUAACUUAAUUCAAUACAUGCACAUGAUCCGAU
This is a messenger RNA of Phytophthora infestans T30-4, 605 nucleotides long. RefSeq lists its product as uncharacterized. The record is from RefSeq and is a predicted model, not a curated record. Lineage: Eukaryota; Oomycota; Peronosporomycetes; Peronosporales; Peronosporaceae. The coding region runs from base 1 to 339 and encodes 112 amino acids. The transcript has a single exon.